GGCGACUCGCAUCGACCAUGAAGUGGACCACAUCGGCGCUGCUGUUGGCGGGCCUGGCCCAGCUGGCGGCGGCCAAGUACUCGCGGGGCGAGGUUCCAGCUGACAAGGACUUCCUGCUGAAGCAGCGGGAGGUGUUGAAGCUGCUCAACAAGCCGCACGAGCCCAACAGGUACAAGGACCAGGCGGAGCUCGGCAACAAGUACGAGCCCUCCAACAACCUCAACAGAUACAAGAACCCGGUGCCCGUGAAGACGCUGGUGAAGCGCUGCCACUCGCGCGCGCUGCUGCCGCGCGGCCAGAUCUUCACGCUGUUCGACGACCAGCACCGCGAGGAGAUGGUGCUGCUGUUCGAGUCGCUGUUCUACGCGCUCGACUGGGACACCUUCUACAAGACGGCCUGCUGGGCGCGCGACCGCAUCAACGAGGGACAGUUCAUCUACGCGCUCAGCGUCGCCGUGAUCCACCGCGACGACGCCAAGGGCAUCGUGCUGCCGCCGUCCUACGAGAUCUACCCGCACCUGUACGUCAACAGCGAGGUCAUCCACGCCGCCUACAAGGCCAAGAUGAGGCAGGAGCCGGCCGUCGUGCGCAUGAACUUCACAGGCACCAUCCGCAACCCGGAGCAGCGCGUGGCCUACCUGGGCGAGGACCUGGGCAUGAACAGUCACCACGCCCACUGGCACAUGGACUUCCCCUUCUGGUGGAAGCCGGACGAGUACGGCGUGCAGAAGGACCGCAAGGGAGAGCUCUUCUACUACAUGCACCACCAGCUGAUCGCGCGGUUCGACCUGGAGCGGCUGUCCAACGACCUGCCCCCCGUGGAGCCCCUGGGCUGGACGCAGCGCAUCGUGGACGGCUUCUACCCGCAGACCACGUACCGCGUGGGCGGCGAGUUCCCGGCGCGGCCCGACAACUUCGAGUUCCAGGACCUGGGCCACAUCAAGCUGCAGGACAUGGUGGACUUCGAGCGGCGCGUGCGGGAGGCCAUCUCGCACCAGGCCGUCAUCACCGUGACGGGUGACUACUACUCGCUCAACGACACCACGGGCAUCAACACGCUGGGCGAGAUCAUGGAGCCGUCCACGACGUCCAAGCACCGCGAGUACUACGGCGCCCUCCACAACUACGGCCACAUCCUGCUGGGCAAGAUCACCGACCCCAAGGGCAAGUUCAACAUGCCGCCGGGCGUGAUGGAGCACUUCGAGACGGCCACCAGGGACCCGGCCUUCUUCAGGCUGCACAAGCACAUCGACAACCUCUUCAAGCUGCACAAGGACCUGCUGCCGCCCUACACCCAGGAUGAGCUGCUACUGCCCGGGGUGAAGAUCACAGAAGUGACUGUGGACCCUCUGGAGACUUACUUCGAAGACUUCGACGUGGACCUUCUGAACGCGCUCGACGACACUGUUGACCUGGACGAUGUGGAGAUCAAGGCGCGGGUGCGUCGCCUCAACCACAAGCCGUUCGCCAUCCACGUGACCGCCGAGAGCGACCGCGAGACCUUGGCCACCGUGCGCAUCUUCAUCGGGCCCAAGUACGACUGGUUCGGCCAGGAGAUCCCGCUCGACGAGAAGAGACGCUACCUGGUCGAGAUCGACAAGUUCGUCACCAAGGUGAGCGCGGGCAAGACGGUGAUCCAGAGGAAGUCCAGCGAGUCGAGCGUCACCAUCCCGGACAGAGAGACCACCAAGCUGCUGGUGGCCAAGGUGGAGAACGCCAUCAACGGCCAGGCGUCCAUCAACGUGAACAAGGACGUGCGCCACUGCGGCUACCCUGACCGCCUGCUGCUGCCCAAGGGAAAGAAGGGAGGCAUGCCCUUCACUCUCUACGUCGUGCUCACCGACUACAACAAGGAGAAGGUGAACGACCUGCCCUACGACUACGACUACGGCGGCUCGCUCAGUUACUGCGGCACCAUCAACCACAAGUACCCGGACAGCCGGCCCAUGGGCUUCCCCUUCGACCGCCGCCUGUCCCCGGACACCUUCCAGCUGCCCAGCAUCUGCUCCAAGGACGUGACCAUCACCUUCCAGGGUUUCGCCCUCGGCGGACGGCAGCGGUCGACGGAACACUUAUCUGCCAUCGGCCGGAAGGUCAGUGACCGCGGAGGGACACCUCCAGACAUGUGGACCUCAGCAGCGCUCCUGGCGGGCCUCGUGCUCACCGCGGCCUCGCUGCCCCGGGAGGCCGACCGCUACUUCCAGGCUCCCAAGGAGUACCUGGAGAACCAGAAGCACCUCUUGCAGCUGUUCUGGAGGCCUCAGGAUCCGGAGGUGUUCCCGGACAUGGCCGAUCUCUCCAGGACCUACAAACUCGAGGAGCAGAUCGACAACUACCAGGAUGGAGCCCACGUCAAGAACUUCGUGACCCACCUCAAGGCGGGCCUCCUGUACCCGAGGGACCGGAUCUACAACCAGUACUCGGAGCACGGCCGCCGAGACCUGGAGAUGGUGCUCGACCUGCUGGUGAACGCCAAGGACUUCGCCACCUUCUACGCGACCGCUGUGUACCUGAGACAUCACAUCAACCUGGGGGUCUACUACUACGCCCUCACCACGGCCCUGGAGGCCCGCGAGGACACCAGGGACUUCUACUACCCGCCGCUCUACGAGGUCUACCCCUACCUCUUCGUGGACGAGAGAGUCAUCCAGCAGGCGCUGGACGCUAAAAUCAGAGGCCUCCAGACCGACCACCGCGAGAAGGUCGUCAUCCGCUCCAACUACUCCAGCUACUGGGACGCUGACCUCGACCCAGAGACCUCGCUCCGCUACUUCAGAGAGGACGUGGGGCUCAACACGCUCAACGCCGAGUUUGACCGGCGGAUGCCCGCCUGGUGGGACUCCCUCAAGUACCAGCGGUCCGUGGACCACAAGGGCGAGCUGUACUUCCACUACCAGAGGCAGCUGCUGGCCCGCUACUACCUGGAGCGGCUCAGCAACAACCUGGGGGACAUCCCCUACCUCACGGACGACCAGCCUCUGCCCAGCUACUACCCCCACCUGAGACACGCCAACGGGCAGGCGGUCCCCGCACGCCAGCCGUACACUUACCGCCGCGACACCGAGGAGACCAUGAUCAAGGAGAUCGACUACACCAUCAGCAACCUGUGGAAGGCCAUCGACAUGGGUUCCAUCUAUGACGUCAAUGGCACGAAGAUUACCCUGGACUACCCUCACGGAGUAGAUGUGCUGGGAGAGCUCACUUACUUCUACGGAGACAGUCCAAAUGAGAAACUCUACGGCUCCAUCUUCUAUGACAUGUUCCACCAGCUUGGGCAUAUGGCCGACCCAGACGAACAAUACGACUUGGCACCAUCUGCACUGAUGCGACCAGAGACAGCCCUCAGAGACCCGCUCUACUACUCUGUCAUCUACAAGUUCUUCGAAGACAUCUACUACAGGUACAUCGAGAAAGUGCCCAAGAUCACCCACGAAGAUGUGUACGUGCCCGGGCUGAAGAUCGAGGACGUGCACGUGGGCGACUUGAUCACCUACUUCGAGGACUUCGACGUGAACCUCGCGAACGUCCACAACAUGGCCUACAAGGAGGACAAGGACAUGGAGAUCUACGCGAGGCUGAGGCGCCUCAACCACCGCCAUUACAGCUACAAGGUGUCCGUCAACAGCGACAAGGACAUGGACGCAGUGGUGAAGGUGUACCUCGCGCCCAAGUACGACAGCCAGCACCGCCUGCUGCCGCUCAACAAGAGGGUCUUCUACGCCUUCGAGAUCGAUCGGUUCAUCACUAAGGUGCCUGCUGGCAAGAGCGUCAUCGAGAGGAAGUGUGACGAGUCGACAGUGGCCGUGCACGACCCGCCGAGCCUGGUGGAGAUGUGGAAAAAGGUCGAGGCAGCUCUGGAAGACAAGGAGCCCUUGAAGGUGGACAAGUUCGCCCGGCCCUACGGCUUCCCCCAGCGCCUGCUGCUGCCCAAGGGCACGCGCGCCGGCCUGCCCGUGCAGCUCGUGGUGGCCGUGUUCCCCCGCCAGGAGGCCGACACCACGGACCUCGCCGCCUACCACCUGGACUCCUUCCCGCUGCUGGGCGCCGGCUACGACGUCAAGUUCCCCGACCGCCGGCCCAUGUCCUUCCCCGCCGACCGCCUCUACCGCAGCGAGUACGACGCCCAGGUGCCCAACAUCCACACCGAGGAGGUGCGCAUCUACCACAAGACCCUGGAGGAGAUCAACUCCGUGCCUGACACCCACCAGUAGCGCCGCCGUCGCUGUCUGUACUGCUGCCGUGCCACGCUGAAAUAAAGCUCAUUCUUGUCCAGCAA
This is a messenger RNA of Bacillus rossius redtenbacheri, 4276 nucleotides long. RefSeq lists its product as uncharacterized. NCBI's taxonomy places the organism in Eukaryota, Metazoa, Arthropoda, Insecta, Phasmatodea, Bacillidae. Gene Ontology annotation, molecular function: oxidoreductase activity. The record is from RefSeq and is a predicted model, not a curated record. The transcript has 24 exons. Bases 18 to 4211 code for a protein of 1397 amino acids.